CUACCGCCACAAAGUCUGAUCAAUGGAGGAACGAUCUGAAAGUUUCUUCUCUGUUCCUGAACUCUUAUCUCUCUAUCUCUCUGUGACACCUAAUAUAAUUCAGCAACAUAUGAUCAAGAACAAGAUGAACUGAAGAAGACCCUUUGACAAGAUUGGCUCUUCGACCCCGGUUCUGCUUGAAUUAUUGCAAAGUCAUGGGAAGCAAAAGUUUGCGCCUGCUUCGCAUAUUCUUCUUCCCCUUCAUGGCUCAUGGCCACAUCUUGCCAACCAUAGACAUGGCCAAGCUCUUUGCAUCUAGAGGCCUCAAGGCAACCAUCAUCACCACCCCACUGAACGCACCGAUUUUCGCCCAAACCAUCCAGAGGACACAGAAGCUCAUGACCAAGAUUGAUGUCGAGACCGUCGAAUUCCCAUCCCUGGAGGCCGGAUUGCCUCCGGGAUGCGAGAAUCUCGACUCGGUCGCGUCCCAAGAGAUGGCGCUUAAAUUCUUUAAGGCUACAGAAAUGCUGAAGCAGCCGUUGGAGGACCUUCUAAACAAGGACCCUCCUGAUUGUCUGGUGGCUGACAUGUUCUUUCCAUGGGCAACUGAUGUGGCUCAGAGGUUAGGAGUUCCUAGGAUUGUGUUCCAUGGAACGAGCUUCUUCGCACUGUGUGCGACGGAGUGUAUCAGGCUUCACGAGCCGCACAAGAAUGUGUCAUCUGAUUCAGACCCUUUUGCGAUCCCCAACUUCCCUCACGAGAUCAAGUUGACCCGAAAGCAGCUUCCGGAGUAUCUCCGCUCUGGUGUCGAAAACGACAUCAUGAGGCUCACCCGUGAGGUCAAGGAAUCCGAGGUUCAAAGCUUCGGGGUCAUAGUCAACAGCUUCUACGAGCUAGAGCCUGACUAUGCUGAUUACUACAGGAAUGUGCUAGGAAGGAGAGCCUGGCACAUUGGUCCAGUCUCAUUGUGCAACAGGGACAUUGAAGACAAGGCUAGGAGAGGAAAGAAGGCCAUGGUCGAUGAACACGAGUGCCUACAAUGGCUAGACUCGAAAGAUCCUAAUUCGGUUAUUUACAUCUGCUUCGGGAGCGUGGCGAAGUUCUCCCCCAAUCAGCUCCGGGAGAUCUCGCUUGCGCUCGAGGCCUCAGGGCAGCAGUUCAUCUGGGUCAUCCGAAAAGCCGAUGGAGGCGGUGAGGGCAAGGACGAGGCCAGUGGCAAUGAGGAGUGGCUCCCGAGAGGAUUCGAGGAGAGGAUGAAACUGGAAAACACGGGACUAAUGAUUCGGGAGUGGGCACCUCAGGUAUUGAUCCUCGAUCACAAGGCGAUUGGGGCGUUCGUGACGCACUGUGGAUGGAACUCGACCCUUGAAGGGAUAUGCGCGGGGUUGCCGAUGGUGACAUGGCCGGUCUUCGCAGAGCAGUUCUACAACGAGAAGCUGGUGACCCGAGUGCUGAGGGUCGGUGUAGAGGUUGGGGCUCAACAGUGGGUGGGCAUAGUCGCGGACAGAGAGAUAGUGAGCAAAGACAGGAUCGAGAGGGCUCUGAGGCAAGUCAUGGCGGGGGAUGAAGUGGAGGCGAUGAGAGACAGAGCCAAGCUACUCGCGGCCACGGCGAGGAGGGCUAUCGAGGAUGGAGGGUCCUCGGACUCGGACAUGAAAGCUUUGGUCGAAGAGCUCGCUGUUGACACCUGA
Rhodamnia argentea is the source of this 1670-nucleotide messenger RNA. Its product is annotated as scopoletin glucosyltransferase-like. Gene Ontology annotation, molecular function: UDP-glycosyltransferase activity. The record is from RefSeq and is a predicted model, not a curated record. Lineage: Eukaryota; Viridiplantae; Streptophyta; Magnoliopsida; Myrtales; Myrtaceae. The coding region runs from base 195 to 1670 and encodes 491 amino acids. The transcript has a single exon.